AAGUACCAUGGACUGCCUCUGCAUUGUGACUACAAAGAAGUACAGGUACCAGGAUGAGGAGACGCCCCCCUUGGAGCACAGUCCAGCACAUCUGGCUCCAGGGAAAAGUGCAGAGAUGCUUCACAUGAGUGACAAGAACCUCGCUGCCAUGGAGGCCAUACACGGCUACACACCACACACACAUAUCUCUCCUGUCAAGGGAAAUACUCCUCCAGUGGUGGUGAACACUGACACACUCGAUGGCUCCCCAUAUGUAAAUGGGACGGAAGGAGAAAUCGAGUAUGAGGAAAUCACUCUGGAGAGAGGUAACUCAGGCCUAGGCUUCAGCAUAGCAGGGGGAACAGACAACCCUCACGUGGGCGACGACCCCAGCAUCUUCAUCACCAAAAUCAUACCAGGAGGAGCCGCAGCUCAGGACGGACGGCUGAGUGUGAACGACUGCAUCCUAUUUGUGAAUGAUGUGGAUGUAAGGGAGGUGACACACAGCCAAGCUGUAGAGGCUCUUAAGGAGGCAGGUGCUAUCGUCCGCCUCUACGUUCUCCGCAGAAAACCAGCAGCAGAAAAAGUCACUGAAAUCAAACUAAUCAAAGGGCCGAAAGGAUUAGGCUUCAGCAUUGCUGGAGGGGUGGGAAACCAGCACAUACCAGGAGAUAACAGUAUCUAUGUCACCAAGAUCAUCGAAGGCGGGGCGGCUCAUAAAGAUGGGCGUCUGCAGAUCGGGGACAAGAUCCUAGCGGUGAACAACGUGGGUCUGGAGGACGUGAUGCACGAGGAUGCGGUGGGGGCUCUGAAGAACACAGCCGAGGUGGUGUACCUCAGGGUGGCCAAGCCCAACAACCUGUUCCUGACCAACUCCUACAACCCUCCAGACCUCACCAGCACAUAUUCCCACAUGGAUACUGAACUCAGCCACCCCAACUAUCUUGGCUCAGAUUACCCACAAGCCCUCACUCCCACCUCGCCGAGUCGGUUUUCUCCUGUACUGCACGGUAUUAUGGGAGAUGAUGACAUCCCCAGGGAGCCUCGUCGGGUGUUGAUCCACCGAGGCUCCACGGGUCUGGGAUUCAACAUCGUCGGAGGGGAGGACGGAGAAGGAAUCUUUAUCUCCUUCAUCCUGGCAGGAGGGCCGGCCGACCUGAGCGGAGAGCUGCACAAGGGCGAUCAGAUCCUCAGCGUAAAUGGCGUGGACCUGCGUAUGGCCACACAUGAACAGGCAGCUGCGGCACUGAAGAACGCUGGCCAGACAGUAACCAUCAUCGCUCAGUACAGACCCGACGAGUACAGCCGCUUUGAGGCCAAGAUCCAUGACUUGAGGGAGCAGCUGAUGAACAGCAGCAUGGGCUCUGGGACAACAACACUAAGGAGUAACCCAAAGAGAGGCUUCUACAUCAGGGCUCUGUUUGACUAUGAUAAGACUGCGGACUGUGGCUUCCUCAGUCAAGCACUGGGCUUCAAAUUUGGGGAUGUGCUGCAUGUGCUGGACUGCGGAGACGAGGAGUGGUGGCAGGCUCGAAAGGUCAGCCCGCAGAAUGAGGCUGAAGAGGUUGGCUUCAUCCCCAGCAAGCACAGGGUGGAAAGAAAAGAGUGGUCUCGUGUUAACACCAAAGGGAGAGAUAAAACCUCGCACAGUUAUGAGACAGUUACUCAAGUGGAAGUACAUUAUGCGAGGCCCAUCAUCAUUCUGGGUCCCGUGAAGGACAGGAUAAAUGAUGACCUGUUGUCUGAGUUCCCUGAUAAGUUUGGAUCUUGUGUCCCACACACCACGCGGCCCAAGAGGGAGUACGAGGUAGACGGGCGGGACUAUCACUUUGUGUCGUCAAGGGAACAGAUGGAGAAGGACAUCCAGAGCCAUCGGUUCAUCGAGGCCGGACAGUACAACAGUCACCUGUACGGCACCAGUGUCCAGAGUGUCCGCGAGGUGGCUGAACAGGGGAAACACUGCAUCCUGGAUGUCUCUGCCAAUGCUGUACGUCGACUACAAGCAGCUCAGCUUCAUCCUAUCGCCAUCUUUGUCCGACCCAAGUCACUGGAGAAUGUCCUAGAAAUCAACACUCGCCUGACAGAAGAACAGGCCAGGAAAGGAAUGGACCGAGCCCUCAAACUAGAACAAGACUUCCUAGAGUGUUUCUCCGCUGUCGUCGAAGGGGACAGCUUUGAAGAGGUCUAUCACAAAGUAAAGACAGUGAUCGAGGAGCAAUCAGGGCCUUACAUCUGGAUUCCCACCCGGGAGAGGCUGUGA
This is a messenger RNA of Stegastes partitus (bicolor damselfish), 2239 nucleotides long. It is a transcript of the gene dlg4a, whose product is annotated as discs, large homolog 4a (Drosophila). The transcript is spliced from 20 exons. NCBI's taxonomy places the organism in Eukaryota, Metazoa, Chordata, Actinopteri, Pomacentridae. Gene Ontology annotation, molecular function: ionotropic glutamate receptor binding; protein kinase binding. Gene Ontology annotation, biological process: cell-cell adhesion; AMPA glutamate receptor clustering; establishment or maintenance of epithelial cell apical/basal polarity. The record is from RefSeq and is a predicted model, not a curated record. Bases 8 to 2239 code for a protein of 743 amino acids. Gene Ontology annotation, cellular component: postsynaptic density membrane; neuron projection; basolateral plasma membrane.